CCCAAUUUAAUCAGUCUGAUAUUGUUCUUAAAAGCGUUAAAAAUGGCUAAUAAAAAAGAGAGUGGUAAAAAAUUGGAAGAAAUUAAAAAGAAGGUUGCUCCAAUUAUAGACUCAGUGUCUGCUUCUACCAAAAUGUUAUCUGAUUUUAAAGGAAAAGCAAAGACUUUAGCGGCUGAUAUAAUCGACAAGGAAGACGAGCUUCUUAUCAAUAAAUUGACUAAUAUUUACAAUAACUCCACAUUAGAUAUCAAUCGCAUGGUUAUACGUCUGGUUGAUAAAAAUCAUAAUGAAUUAUGCGAGAACAUUAAAAUAGUGUUCAACGAAGCCCACCAAAAUGCUGCUAUUCUAGAGUCUUACAAAGCGCUAAAGAAGGAAUUAGCAGAUAUGUAUGACGCAGCACUCACAACAAAAGACGCUAAAGAAAAACUUGUGUUGAAACUUGAAACUGAUGUUAAUGAGACUCGUCAAUAUUAUAAAACCAAACUGGAUAACUUACAAGAACAGAUUAAAAUAUCUGAAGAAAAACUAUUUAUAAAAGAAGAAUAUGACAAUUCACUAAAAGGGCGUCAGACAUUAAAGGAUGCUAAUGGAGAAAUUCGACAGACAAAUUUAGAAUAUGAAGUUAAAAUUAAAGAAAUUAAAAGCAAGAUCGCAAAAUAUAAAAAAAUUGCUGAAUUAAAAAAUAUUAAAUAUGAGUAAGAAUGAAAGUAGUUCUUAACAAAAAAAUAAUAUUCAAUUUUUAGGAUUGCUGCGGAACAAGAGAGAGUCUCAGUUAUUGCACGUUCUCUUGAAGACAAAAGAAUUACUAAAAACGAAACUCAACAAGAAUUAAAUAUAAUAGAACAGAAAAAAGCCAAAAUACUACACGACAUUUCUGAAGCAAAAAAUCAGAUUGAUAAAUUAGAUACAGAUUAUUUUAGAAAUCAUGAAACUUUGCGAUUGGAAUGCCUUAUGAAGUCAAACACUUUAACUCAAAUGGAUGAGUAUUUAUCGGAUAAAUCGAAGUUGUCCGAAUUACAAACAGAACACGAUUUAAUGGAGUCAAAAAUCAGAAUGGUUAAAGAAGAUAUUACCAAUUACCAAAGCCAAAUCAGUGAAAUUUCUCAGCAGACAUCAGAAAGGAAACAAUUAACUGAUUCUGUUAAGGGAGAAAGUACAAACUUAUUGUCCCAACUGUCUGAUCUGAAACAAACUAUUUCUGAUCAGCAGAUUAAGAUAAAUGAAUUAAAUACCACACUUUCCGAUGCUAAUUCCACAAAACAUACAAUUAUAGAUGAGUUACAGGCAGAAUUGAAUGCCUUAAUUAAAACGUUCAGCGAUACGUACGACUCAAAGCGUAAACAAUUUGAAGAAAUUCAAUCCCACAAUAGAAAGAAAGAAGGAGAAAUUAAGAAAAAGCAUGAAGAAAUAAUAAAAGUGUCACUCGAAUUAGAAGAGCUUAACGUUUAUAAUGAGAAGGCUACUAAGAAUGAUACGAUGAUGAAGUCAAAAAUUAAAAUGCUGGAGAAAAUGUAUGUUGACACCAGGCGGAAGGGCAGGAGGACAUAAAUGCUCUUAACAUUAACAGAAAUAGAAGAAAUAGAUUACAUAAGACAUGAAAACUCAUUUACAUUAAUACAAAAGUUGAUAGUUUCAGAAACACAGUUGUUGCUCUAUAAACUUUUGUUGGUUUUUU
This is a messenger RNA of Aethina tumida (small hive beetle), 1675 nucleotides long. RefSeq lists its product as uncharacterized. The transcript is spliced from 3 exons. The coding region runs from base 43 to 699 and encodes 218 amino acids. The record is from RefSeq and is a predicted model, not a curated record. Lineage: Eukaryota; Metazoa; Arthropoda; Insecta; Coleoptera; Nitidulidae.